AUGAAAUUAAUUAAUGAUGAAGGUGAUAGAACACUGACCCUGAAACAAGUAGGCAAUCAGCCAUAUCAUUGUGACAUCUGUGGAAAAUCUUUCUCUGGAAAUAGCACAUUAACUACUCACAUACGAACUCAUACAGGUGAGAAACCAUAUCAGUGUGAUAUCUGUAAUAAAUCUUUCUCUGAAAAACGUAACUUAACUACUCACAAGCGCAUUCAUACAGGUGAAAAACCAUACAGGUGUGAUAUUUGUGGGAAAUCGUUCUCUGUGAAAAGUACCUUAACUACUCACAGACACAUUCAUACAGGUGAGAAACCAUUCCACUGUAAUAGCUGUGGCCAGUCUUUCUCUGUAGGUAGUACAUUAACUAAACAUAAACGUCUUCACACAGGAGAGAAGCCAUAUCACUGUGAUGUCUGUGGCCAAUCAUUUAUUCGAAAUCUCCAGUUAAUUAUUCACAGACGUAUUCAUACUGGAGAGAAACCCUGUCACUGUGAUAUCUGUGGUGAAUCAUUUUCUCAGAGAAAUGCAUUACUUGAACAUAGACGAAUUCAUGUAGGAGAGAAACCAUUUCGUUGUGAUAUCUGUAGAAAAUCAUUCUUUCAAAAUGAUCUCUUGACAGUACAUAAACAGACUCAUACACAGGAGAAGCCACACCAUUGCCUUAUCUGUGGUAAAUCGUUUUCUCGAAGUAAUGAUUUAACAACCCAUGAACGCAUCCACACAGGUGAGAAACCGUAUGUCUGUGACCUCUGUGGUAAAUCAUUCUCUCAUUCAAGUGCUUUAACUAAACACCUGCGUAGUCAUACGGGGGAAAAGCCAUAUCACUGUAAUGUCUGUGGUAAAUCAUUUGCUCAGGCAGGUACUUUAAUCGCACACCUGUGCGUUCAUACAGGUAGAAAACCACACACCUGUGAUAUUUGUGGAAAAUCAUUCUAUCGUCAAAGAACUUUAACUAAACACGUGCAUAUUCAUUCAAGAUUUAAAAAUAUAUAGUUACAAUUAUCAUCAUCAUUUAAUGUUUGUUUUCUAUGCUGGCAUGGGUUGGACGGUUUGACUGGAGCUGGUAAGCCAGUGAGCUGCACCAGGCUUCUGACAUUUAUUUUGGCCUGGUUUUUACACCUGAGAGCUCUUCCUAAUACCACUUGCUUUACAGAGUGUACUGGGAGCUUAUUACAUGGUGCUGGCAUGGGUGCUCUUUAUGUGACGCCGGCACAGGUGCUUUUUAUGUGGUGCCAGCACUGUUUCAGUAUCUAAAUCAGUGGUUCUCAACCAGGGCCCAUAUGGCCUCUGAGGGUCCAUAUAAGACUUUUGAGGGUCCACCAAACAAAAUAAUAAAUUAGUGAUCCACACUAAUAUUUUAAGGGUCCCUGAAUAACUUUUGCUUUAGAUGUGUCUAUUGGUAUUUUAUUGCAAGAGACAGCCAGGUUUCUUUCUCCAACAUUUUACAUUGUUCAACCAACACAAGUAAAUGUGUGAAAAACAAAAUAGGAAUUUUGAAAGAAGUUUCUAUAAAACUAGGUUUUAAACAUCGAAUGGCUAUGCCCAAGAUAUCACCAUAUUUUCUCAGUUUUUAAUCAUCUCAGCUGUAAAUUCUAUAAUCCAGAGUUCCUACUUCAUCACUGUUAAUAUUUUUGAUAUUGGUUUCAAAUUUUGAUGCAAAGUUGUAAUUUUGGUGGAUGAAGCAAGUCAAUUGCAUCAACCCUUGUGUUUAACUGGUACUUAAUUUAUCAACCCCAAAAGGACGAAAGGCAAAGUCGACCUCAGUGGAAUUUGAACUCAG
Messenger RNA from Octopus bimaculoides (California two-spot octopus), 1780 nucleotides. Its product is annotated as zinc finger protein OZF. NCBI's taxonomy places the organism in Eukaryota, Metazoa, Mollusca, Cephalopoda, Octopoda, Octopodidae. The record is from RefSeq and is a predicted model, not a curated record.